Durio zibethinus is the source of this 991-nucleotide messenger RNA. Lineage: Eukaryota; Viridiplantae; Streptophyta; Magnoliopsida; Malvales; Malvaceae. The record is from RefSeq and is a predicted model, not a curated record.
UAGAGUCUCUCCUUCUAAAUUACAAUGGCAGAGAACUCAAUCUCUAACAAGUCAUCUUCAGCUGAUAUGGCACCAGAUAAACAAUCGGACCAGAAACCCUCUUCAUCACUGAAGCUAUUUGGUUUUUCACUAACUGAGCAAGACGAAAUUUUAGAGAAAGCUGAAGAUUUUGGAGAAAGUAGGAAAUUCGAGUGUCCAUUUUGCCACCGAGUAUUUGCCAACUCUCAAGCACUAGGAGGCCAUCAAAAUGCACACAAGAGAGAGCGUCAAAGAGCUAGGCGAGCCCAUUUUCACAGCCAUCAACGGUUCAUAGCAGCUGCGCCUGUUUUAAGCUCUCACGCUGUAAGGUCGAUGCCGCCCUCGUUUCCUAGAGGGUUCAGUAGCAACAGUGCUGGUAAAUUGGUGUCACAACCAGGUUAUUAUCCAUCACAGCCACUGCUGCUUCCUCCAACUCCUUCUCAGUAUACUCCUCGAAUUUACAUAGCGCGGCCACUGCAUUUUGGCACAGCAGGCCCAGGAUUUGCUGAAUUUUCUGGUAAAUUGCCAGAGGCGGACAUAGGCAUUGAUCUUCAUCUUAAACUUUCUCCUUCAGGUUCUUAGAUACAUAUAACCCCUAUAUAUAUGUACCAUGGAGUUUAUUAAAUCCCCUCUCUUUUGUAUUUUACUGUUUCAGUUUAAAUUGGUCGUGAAACGUGUUAUCUUUUGUUGAAACAUCUUCCAAUGUAUUGAAGAGUUUGAUCUUCCAGGCAAUUUAUAGUCUUCAAGCAUUACAAUGGUUUCUGUCUUAUGCCAGAGUUUCUGUGAUAUUGUUGAAAUUGUAAAACAUUUGGGGAUUAGUAAUAAUUAAAUAAAACAACUUUCUGCAGAUAGCAGACAUUGAGAAUGUUAUGUGGGACAAGAUGGAAGCAACAUUACAAGAAAGAAAAUAACCCAAGUUCACAAAGGGGCAUUUUGCAUAUCAGGCAUCCAAGACCAAGACCCGCAGGCUCGU